UAUUCUCUUCAUUUCUCUCAUCGCUUUAGAUGCGUUCUGGUCUACAGGCUCUCAGCCAGCGAAUCAUCGGAAGCAAUACUAUUGUCCAAGGAGCUCUGCCUGCUAUUCUAAGAGAUACUCCAGAAACCUUCUUUGAAGAUAGCAUCGAAACUGUACAGAGGAAUGCCUUACUAGCUCAUUCGAUGCUGUGUGAAGUGCCUGGAUUGCGUCCAAUCAUGCCCUCUGGAGCAAUGUACAUGAUGGUCGGAAUACAAAACUCUUGUUUCCCUGCUUUUAAACAUGAUAUGGAUUUCGUAGAAUGUUUGAUGUCUGAGCAAUCCGUAUUUUGCCUUCCUGGACUGUGUUUCGACUAUCCAAAUUAUUUCCGCAUCGUAUUGACAGUCCCAGAAGAAAUUAUGGUGGAAGCAUGCGAACGCAUAAAAGAAUUCUGCACCAACCACUAUACUUUAAACACUCCUACUUCAACUGCUAACACUGACUUACUGUUAAAUGUGCAAAUGCUUCUUCAAGUCUGAUGCCAUUCUGUGCUCUCGGAGAGAAUAAAUUUUUCACCAAUCAUAGUUCAAUAUUUUGCUUGGACUUACAACGCUGAUCUUUAGCUCAAUAUGCAAACUUCUUCGAAUUCGACAGCAUUUCAUUUUAUGUGGCAAUGAAUUCAUUUUCUUCAACUCUGAAAGCACAUUUUGUAGUACUAUAUUUAAAGUUCGUUUACUGAAGUCAAAAUAUUUUUUGAAUAUGUAAUAUUUCCUCUCAAGUAUGUAAUUCAUUGAAUAAUCAUGUUGUACAAUAAAAUGAACAUUUUUUACAAAAAA
Messenger RNA from Stegodyphus dumicola, 812 nucleotides. Its product is annotated as tyrosine aminotransferase-like. NCBI's taxonomy places the organism in Eukaryota, Metazoa, Arthropoda, Arachnida, Araneae, Eresidae. The record is from RefSeq and is a predicted model, not a curated record.